CGCUCCGUGAAGGUCCAGCCUCAGGAAGCGCCAAACAGCACCCUCCCGUUUCCACAUGCACAGGAGCGCACCAGUGCUCUGCAGGAGGAGGAGUGGAGAUGCACGCUGACUGAGAGCUGAGAGCUCCAGUGUCCCGCUCCGCGAGAAGAAAAGAAGCACCUUGCGCGAGUCUGCUAAAGAAGGGCAAGAUGAUGACUUCUUUGUCACAACUCGGUUCUCUCUCAGUAUUCGCCAUGUGUUUGGAUUAAGUUUCCGCGUCAUCUUUGGAGGUGGAGGGACAAUCUGCUUUGGGGGAAAAUGUGGACAACAGUAGGCUGCCGUGGAUGAUGAUGUCCCACAAUGAAUGCAGAUUUUCAGAAUCCACUGCAAGUCCCUCGACCAAAGGUCCGCAGUCAUCUCACCAUCAAAGUGCAGUCCAAGCUGAUGUCAAAACCUUAUCCUCCUAUUCAUGGACCAAAACCCCCUGUCGCUCCCAAGCCCAGACCCCUGUAUCAACCUCACCCACAUGGAGAGCCCAGCCCUCGACAGAGUCUUUCUAUCAGUAACGGAGAACUGGAUCACUCCGAUGGGGAGAGCGGGGAUCUCCAUGAAAUAGCAGAGGAGAAUCACAAAGAGGAGAAAAAAGAGGCAGAGGAAGGGGUUAGUGACUGUGGCGCAGGAGGAAAUAAAGAGGGGUUAGCAGAAGGAGAAUCUGUGGUGGGAACAGAAAAAGAAGAAAUAUUAGAUGAAGAUGGGGAUGUAGACAGCGUAGGCUCCGAGGACACAGUCAAAGCUGAUGAUUUGAUCAACACUACUGAAGAUGAUAACACUGACAAUGACGUGAUUCAGCCUGAAGCUGGUGACCACACAGAUGAUGAAAAUGCAUCAACACCUCCACUUCCUUCAACUGAACCAGAGGAUGAAGCAGGGCAUGAGGAAGAGGAGGGACAGCAAUCAGCUAAAAAGACUGAAGAAUUUUGUUGUCCUGCAGGGCAUUCAGAUGAAAAUGCAGAAAGAAAAAACCUUAAUCAAACACAGUCCAGUUAUGGUGAUGAGAACAAAGAUAAUGGACCUAAUGAAGCACAUAUUGAGCAAAGUGAAGAUAUUCAUGGUUGCUUAGUCACAAAUGAGACUGAAAUCGAAGCUGGAGGUUUUGCUUUUGGAUUCAGUGUGCUUCCAACUGUAACUGAGGAAUAUCCCUACGAUGUGAUUGGCCCCACAGAUGAUGCUAGUGAUACAUGUGAAUCAUGUGACCCAGCCGAAACAGGGGAUACAGAGGUUUGGCAACCAGAAAGAGCCACCAAGGAUGUCUCUGGCUGUUUCCGAUUUACAGCCAGUACUGAGGAUGUGUUCGGGCCUUAUUCUGUCAUUGGGGCUGUUCCAGGAAAUCUAAGUGGCACUGCUGACCCUGAGUGGAAUCCAGAUGAUGAUGAUGAUGAUAAAACCUCAGCUGCAAAUGAAGCUGAAACACAAGAUGCCUCAAACCAGGAACCGUACUAUGUGUCAUCAGAUGACGUGGACAAACUCGAAGACAAGCAAGCCCACUCACAAGAGUCUGAGGAGGGGGCAGAACUGUCUAAUGACAAAGCAAAAGACAAUGACUCAGCAGAUGAAUAUGCAGAUAUUGACGAUUCGCUCUGCCCAAAAGCCGAAAACUUUGAUCAAUCUGAAUGUGUCUCAUCUGAGGAUUAUGUCGAGAUAGGUGAUGAGGAUGAAGAGGAGGAUACGGGAAAGAAAAAUAUCAGAGUAAAAACUGCAAAAGAGAGGACAGCUAUGCGAGAGCAGGCUUUCCGCAGCCAGAGAAAAAGCUGCCAACCUCGCCUCAGGUUGUGCAACAUCACAGUGCCAGCAGACCUAGACCUAGGCCGCACCCCAGAGCUCACCAACAGGGUGGUGUUUGCCCACACCACUGAGGCCUUUGAAGAAGACAUUGAAGAACUGGACUGCCAUAUUGUGCCUUACUAUGAAGACACAGACUCAGACAGUGAAGAACAUAUAUAUGAAGAGGCUGGGUUUGACUCGGAAGGAGAGAACUUUUUGGCACUUGAUCGAAAGACUAUUGUCACCAGAUCACGAUCCUAUUCUGGAAAGAUUCCAGGUUAUGUCCCAGAAACUGUACCAGAAGAAACUGGGACAGAAUACCAGACUAAUGACUACUGCACUGUAGCCUUGGAUAAGAACAGUGAACCUCUCAGCCAAUCACAGCAGCCAGGAGUCAACUCUGUUCCAUCUGUGAAGUCUCGUCGCUUCCUGCUAUACUCUCGGUCUGCAGAGGGUCCAGAAUUGUCGUCGACCACCUCAACAGAGAAGGACCACUUGGUGAAAGAUGAGAUCAGGAUAAAGAGGAAGGAUGACACCCUUUCCCUUCCAUGUGUCAUAACCUCUUCUGGAAGCUUCUCUCAGCGUAGCCAUCAGUCAUCCAGCGGCAUUUCCACACCAACAUCUCUAGUGGACAUACCUCCACCUUUUGAGCUAGCAUACAUCACUAAAAGACCAGUGACUAAGAGUUCACCAGCCCUCCUGGUCCAGCAUGAACCCAGUGAAAUACCUAAGAAGAAGAAGACCUCAAUCAAACGCUUUCUGGCAUUCAAGUUCAAGAAGAAGACAGAUUCAAAGGGUUUUAGUGAUGGAAGUGUUCGCUCCUCACGCUCUUCUUCUGAGUCCAGCCACCACGGCCCUUUGAGAGUCAUAGAGCUUGAUCGCAGAAGCACUGGCAGCUCUCCCCAACUUCAGUCCCGCAUGGUGAACCCCCAGCAGCACCCGUCAGACCUCCCAUCUACCUUUGUCCUCUACAAAGACCACCUUAGGAGAAAGGGAGACCCUAAAGCUUUUGGCAGGAGUGUCUCCAGAGUGGAGUCCUUUGAGGAGCGCUCUCGCCGCUCUGUCAUGCCGCUACCUUUGACCAAACCUCGUUCCAUCUCAUUUCCCAGUGCAGAUACCUCAGACUAUGAAAACAUCCCAGCCAUGAGCUCAGACUAUGAGAACAUCCAGAUUCCAGGAAGACCUGCCAGAUCCCACACAGUUACAGAGUUUUUUGAGAAUCCAAGCCGCACAGCAGCUCUUUGCAAUGAAAAUGAUGGCUACGUGGAUAUGAACAGCUUCCCUGGGAUUGACAGCAAGCUCCAGUCAUCAAAAACAGACACUGAAAGUGCCUACACAGAGCCUUUCCCAAUGAACCCCACCUCUGCUGGGCAGUUAGCAGAUGAGGACCACGGGCGAACCUCAGAGGAGGAAGACGGGAUUGGAGAGCAAGGUUAUGACCGGCAGAUUGAUGGUCGAUCUCGAGCGUUCUACAUCGCCAAAGAGCUUGUCGACUCAGAGAGAGCACACGUCGGCGUCCUCAAGCACAUUCAGGAGGACUUUAGGUCAGCAGUGAUUGAGGCAGUGGAUGAGGAAGGGAAGCCGGUCUUGGAGGAGCAGAGGUUGAGUGAGAUACUGGGUGUGCUCCCGCAGGUCUACAGCCUCCACAGCAGCAUCUUAACUGAGCUGGAGGAGCGUGUUAGUCAGUGGGAGGAGAGCCAGAAGAUGGUGGAUGUCAUCUUGUGCCGUCGUGAGGAUUUUGGGGUGUUUGACACUUACAUCUCCGAUUAUGACCGCAGCAUGUCUUUACUGGAGGAUAGCUGCAGAAACAACCCGGCUUUUGCAGGCAUCGUCAAGAAAUUUGAGACAAAAGAUCAAGAAGAAACUGAAAUCCCAAUGAAGCACCAGCUGCUACAGGUUGUAGUGAGAGUACUUCAGUAUCGAAUGCUACUCACAGAUUACCUGAACAACCUCUCCCCUGAUUCUAAAGAGUAUGAGGACACCCAGGCUGCCUUGGUGAUCGUGUCCGAGGUGGCAGACCUGGCCAAUGACAAUCUGAAACAGGGGGAGAACUUGUUGCGUCUGGUCCACAUAGAGUACAGCAUGAAGGGAAAAAAGGACCUUCUAAAGCCUGGAAGGAUUUUUGUCAAAGAGGGCACACUCAUGAAGGUCUCCAGGAAAAGCAGGCAGCCGCGACACUUGUUUCUGAUGAACGACAUAAUGCUGUACACCUUCCCUCAGCAGGAUGGGAAAUACAGACUUAAAAACACCCUAUCCCUGUCAGGGAUGAAGGUGAACAAACCUGUACUGGACAACGUGCUAAACUGUCUGAGGAUUGAGGUGUCUGACAUCACGAUUACUCUCUCCGCCAGUUCCGUUGGAGAACGGGAGGACUGGUUCCACACUUUAAGUCGAGCCAUCGCAGACCAUGCUGCAGGACUCUGCACAUUCGGCGGACCUUGCAGUGAGGCCCGUGAGAAACUGUGGAUGGCCCUGGGCGAAGCUGCGCCAGUGCUGGUGCCAGUUUCUCACGUGAUGAUGUGCAUGAACUGCACUUCUGACUUCAGCCUCACUCUCAGACGCCAUCACUGUAAUGCCUGUGGCAAGGUGGUAUGUCGAGCUUGUUCGAGAAACAGAUACCCUCUGAAGUACCUCAAAGACAGAGUGGCCAAAGUGUGUGACCACUGCUAUGUUGAGCUCAGGAAAAGAGGUGGCAGCGUUUCAGGGGCGUGUGGUAGUUCCAGCCCUCGGACUAACCGGGCCAGUCGUCCCCUCUCCGCUGUCUUCCAGAGUCUGCAGCCCCCGAGUCUAUGGAAAUCCAGAAAGAGCACCUCCAAUCUCAGUCAGGUGCCACUUGGUGUGGAGGGCUCCACCAUGAGCGGAAGCCUGCAACGUCGGAAGAAGAGCAAGCGAAGGUGGAAAAGACUGUGGUUCCUCCUCAAAGAUAAGGUGCUCUACACCUUCACAGCCCGUGAGGAUAAAGUGGCUUCAGAAAGUCUACCUCUGCAGGGCUUCACUGUCAAGCUGACUGAAAGAUCGGAUGGAGAAGAAAGCAGUAACGUCUUUCACUUGUACCACAAGAAAACGCUCUACUACAGCUUCAGAGCCGAUGAUCAACACACUGCACGCAGAUGGGUCAACGCCAUGGAGGAGGCUACAGUUUUAUAGCACCUGCUCCGUUACAUGAAUAACCCCUACCAUUUGUGGCUGCUGGAACUCCUCUGUGGAGCACAACAAAACUAUCUGCUGCAAACUACCAUCAUCUAAGAUUUAUCACAUCUGCCCUGUACAUGGAUAAUAAGACAAGCAAAGCAUGGCAAAUCAUCAAGUUGAGGCUGCCAUCUAGUGGCAGGAAGGUGAGAGAGAAAAGUCGGAGGGGUUUUACUCAGUGAAGAGGAGUAGAAACAUAUAAAAGGGAUGAACUUUACGCAUGAAGACUCUUUUGUUCCCCACACAUGAUCUAACACAGCAGCCUUCAUUUUUCACAAGCAGCUUGAAUAAACCUGGAUUUUUUUUCUCUGUUUAAUUUUUUACAAGAACAGCCGUCCCACUAAAGUGUUCUAACUUUGUUGUGUUUUUAUGGAGAGAAAUUAUUGUCAAAUAAAUGAGUUGAUCAGCAACUGAAAAUAUGAGGAUUUAUAAAUAUUUCUAAACAUAUUUAAAGACAUUUGUAUGCACCAAAACCUUUCAAAUAAAAAUAAAAAAUAUAUAGACCUGUGAAAUGAAAAUAUCACGUUAUAGGCAGAUUUAUUGUUAUUAGUUCUAAGCUUAUACACAUCUGCAAGUCUUAUAUUUCAUUUGCUGAUCAUCUAAAGAGACAUUUGUGGCUAUUUGAAGACUAAUUCUCUCAUUUCUGUCUUUUACAACUGAAUUAUUAAACUACUUUUUCUGCAGGAGCAAAUCACAUCACAUCCUUUGCAGCGAUGCACGAACCUGUCAGCAUCACUUUUGAUGCUCAUAUCUUGCAAAAAAGGAGGAAACUAUUUGCCACCAUUUUACUGAUGUGUGGUUUUCUGGAUAUAUGUUGUGAAGUAUAAACCACAGGUAUUGAAGUCAAAUAUAUGAUUUAUUUGUAUAGAAAUGGUGUUACAUGAUGCUCUGAGUAAAGGUUCAUUGUAAUCAUUAGUGUAUGUGAACAUUAUAUCCCUUGUGGAGUUUUACUCAGUGUUACUCUUGAAUUUAAUCUAAAAAAAGACCCUCAGCAUGCCAGUCGUUCAAAUACAUUUCUUUAAUGAUGAACACUUUCAAAGACACUUUCUAGUUUGUAGGUUUUUAAAUCUUUUUUAUAUUUGCCAUACUGUUCAGAAGUGCCGAUUUUUUCCUCCAACUGAAUGCAGUGCAAUUUGCAAUUAAUGAUGAAUGUGCCUGAAAUUAAAUUGUACUCUUCGUUCUUUGUGUUAUCACAGUACUGUAUGGACGGAUCUGUUCUUUUUCAUGCCUCUUUCUUUUAAAUCGACUCUUACAUGCUGUACUCUUCUACUAUUGUAAACUGUUACUCUCCGGAAACAUAAGAAUAUAGUAUUGUGACAUUUUUUAUUGGCAUCUUUUAUUGCUUAGCUGGGAGAACACUGGAAUUGUAUUCAUUUUUUUACUACUCUACCAUAAGAGAUAUCAAUAUUUUCUCUUAAAUGAUCAACAUGAAGCCAUUACAUUUUCCAUUAGGAAUGCAGCUAUACUACACGUCGUUAUUUCUACAAAAUACACGUUUGUUUAUUGAGUUCUAUUCAGCUUUUCUAUGUGUUUCCUAUGAUUCACACUUACAGCGUUAUUAUUAUGGGUUGUACUUCGGGCAAAUAGUGCACUGUAAAUGUUCAUGUACAUAGAUGCAUAUUAAGAAUAAACAGCUUUUAAAAAGUUUA
Melanotaenia boesemani (Boeseman's rainbowfish) is the source of this 6638-nucleotide messenger RNA. RefSeq names its product FYVE, RhoGEF and PH domain containing 5a (gene fgd5a). Gene Ontology annotation, cellular component: cytoplasm. NCBI's taxonomy places the organism in Eukaryota, Metazoa, Chordata, Actinopteri, Atheriniformes, Melanotaeniidae. Gene Ontology annotation, molecular function: guanyl-nucleotide exchange factor activity; metal ion binding. The record is from RefSeq and is a predicted model, not a curated record. The coding region runs from base 340 to 4947 and encodes 1535 amino acids. The transcript is spliced from 21 exons.